This is a messenger RNA of Psilocybe cubensis, 1326 nucleotides long. RefSeq lists its product as uncharacterized. The record is from RefSeq and is a predicted model, not a curated record. Bases 1 to 1326 code for a protein of 441 amino acids. The transcript is spliced from 5 exons. NCBI's taxonomy places the organism in Eukaryota, Fungi, Basidiomycota, Agaricomycetes, Agaricales, Agrocybaceae.
AUGGUUUUUGGGCUGCUGUGCCUCUUCUACAUAAGCGCGCUGCUUUUCUUGACAAUAGCAUCGCCCGUGGAAUUGGGCUCGGAUCUCAAAUUUGAAGCAAAGUCAGACCGUACUUGGCUGUGGGGUUGGGCCUGGGGUACGGAGAGCACCGUCUCUGUCGUUGAUCGCACUCCCGCUGUGUCUUUUCCCUCAAGGCCAGCGGCUUUCGGGGCAGAGAUUAAUGAUCCGCUUCUGGGAUAUGUUAUUCCAUUGUCAUCAUUCACUACACCAUGUCGAGCAUCUUUAAAUGCGUCAGAUAUUACUUUGCCUUUCAAUUCUGGAUGUCCCGACCUUUGCCUUAACGGCUCUGAACGCCCCACCGAGACAUGGAUUGCACUUGUACAAAGGGGCAAGUGUGAGUUUGUUAAGAAGGUUCGCGAAGCACAAAGGCUCGGUGCGAAAGCAGUAGUUGUCGGUGGAGAGGAUCCAGAGAUUUCUGGUUUUCCAGACACCCUGGUUAACAUGUACAGUCCGGAAGAUUCUUCAGAUAUCAAGAUAUCAGCCACCUACAUCAAGUAUACAGACUACAAAGAGCUUUUCUCCCUUAUAUCACAUUCAAAUACGACACACUCUGGCUUGCGUACACUGUCGCUCCUUAUUACAGCAGAGUAUUCCGCAUGGGAAUGGUAUUCGCCCAUCAUAACCUUCAUUAUAAUUCUUUUGUUGCCUUCAGCUUUGACUUUUAUUACGCUCCUCAUCCACAGAAUCCGUGCUGCUAGAGCUGCCCAACGCGAUCGUGCUCCGGAAGAUGUCGUUAGGAAUCUUCCGUGGCGCGUUUGGACCGGCAGCGGAUGGGAGAAGCAUGAGGGCGGGGAGGAUGCAAACGCUUUUCCUGACGUCACCCCUUCUUCCGCCGACCUUGAAGAAGUAGUUGUAUCCAAAGACAGAUCAACCCCUGAGACGACUGCUGGACCUCCUAUUGAGGAAAAUGCAUCCACAUCCCUCCCUGCUAUACCCCCUGACAACCAGCCUUGGUUUGAGACACAAGUAGAAUGUGCUAUCUGUCUUUCAGAAUUUGCUAAAGGUGACAAAGUUCGAGUAUUACCCUGUCAUCACAUAUUCCACCUUCAUGAGGUGGACGAAUGGCUUAUACAGAGAAAAAAACUGUGUCCUGUGUGUAAGGCGGAUGUCACUCAACCCAAACCAGAAUCUCCUACCACCACCACCCAUCCGUCUGAUAACGACCAAAGUCAAAGCGAGCAACCUCAAUCGCUCCGACCCACGCCAACUGCUGAUGCCACAGAACGAACCCCUUUGCUUACGACCCGUCCCGAGGAACAUAAUUGA